AUGUCCGACGAGGUCGAGAUCAAAACCUACUUCAAACUGGUGGACGUGGUGAAGUGGAUAGGUAUUACGCAGUUCGAAAUGCUCGUAAAUCUGUUGGCAUUUCUGGUGUUCAGUAUCAUCCUGACGGCGAAGGCCACGAUGGGAACGCUACCCACGAAAACAGUGGGCAACACCGAAUGGCUGGUCAUAUUCUCACCGCUGUUCUGCGGAGACUUCUUUAAUGCGUACUUCUGUGUGAUUGUUGGCAUCCGGAUGUAUCUGGGCAAUAAGCACCGGCAGGCGAUACAUCGGCUGUCUUGGAGCAUCCAUUUUCUGCUGUUGACAACCGGUUUCAAGUAUUUGGUAGUGCUGAAGCUGUCCGGUUUCAGUGGGCUGGAGUACAGUGAGGUGUUUUCGCCGAUUUUUGUACUGCUUCAGCUGAUUGCCGUUAAGGCGUGCCAAUUUAAGCAGCAGUCCUGACGGGAGGAACGUGAUCCAGCGGUUAUGCAAAUGUUCGCAUAAAAGGUAAAACUCAUUUAUGCUUUUGAUCUUAAUUUAUGAAUAGUGCUCUAUAGUUCUCACUAUUACUCGACGGUGUUGCGAAACUAGUUUUGAAGCAAGUUCUGUGAAUAUAAACAUAUUUGAAGAUAUAUGACUAAGUCUGAAUA
Armigeres subalbatus is the source of this 647-nucleotide messenger RNA. RefSeq names its product transmembrane protein 203. Gene Ontology annotation, biological process: intracellular calcium ion homeostasis. The record is from RefSeq and is a predicted model, not a curated record. The coding region runs from base 1 to 459 and encodes 152 amino acids. Lineage: Eukaryota; Metazoa; Arthropoda; Insecta; Diptera; Culicidae. Gene Ontology annotation, cellular component: endoplasmic reticulum. The transcript has a single exon.